GAACCCAACCAAAGAAGAAGAAGGUCGGUGGGUGUGCUGUCCAGUCCGGGGUAGAGUGGAUCCCAGCCAGUGUCUUAUUUUUUUUCCCACUCUCAGUUUACCGUUACAACAUGAAAAUGAAAUGAAACCCCAGAUCAUGUCUUAGCUGUUCUUCCGCUCUCGCGCUCUCUCAUCAUCUAUCUGCUCCGGAAUCUCAAUAAAGCAUCUCCGCAUCUGCAUUUUGCAAUGACGGUCGUGACCACAACUAAAGCUGCCGCAGUUGUCCCUUGCAAAAAACUCAUGAAGUUCGGGGCUUCAAUCUUUCGCAGGGGCUUCAACUCAUCCAAAUGCAAGACAAUGGCGAAACUGGCCACGGCCAGGAUAAAGCUUCUGCGGAACAAGAGAGAGGUGGUGGUGAAGCAGAUGAGGCGAGAUGUUGCCCUGCUUCUUCAAUCUGGCCAAGACGCCACUGCAAGGAUCAGGGUUGAGCAUGUGAUAAGAGAGCAGAAUAUUAUGGCAGCAAACGAAAUUGUUGAACUCUUCUGUGAGCUAGUUGUGGUACGACUCCCAAUAAUUGCAAAGCAGAGGGAAUGCCCAGCAGAUCUGAAAGAAGGAAUAUCUAGCUUAAUUUUUGCAGCUCCAAGGUGUUCAGAUAUCCCCGAGCUUUUACACAUUCGAGAUAUAUUUGAAAAGAAAUAUGGUAAAGAAUUUGUAUCUGCUGCAACUGAUCUACGACCUGAUUGUGGUGUAAAUCGAACAUUGAUUGAGAAGCUCUCUGUUAAGACACCUACUGGUGAAGUAAAGUUGAAGGUUAUGAAGGAAAUAGCUAAAGAGCACCAGAUUGUAUGGGAUACAGCAGAAUCUGAGAAGGAGCUCCUCAAGCCCCCUGAAGAGCUGAUAGAGGGACCACGUACAUUUGUUAGUGCUGCCAGCAUGCCUGUGAAAUCACAAAAUGUCAAACCAAAUGGACCAUCUAACAGGUCGAUGGAUGUUGGAGAACCUAAUGUGAUACGUUUCAAGGACACAGCUUCAGCUGCUCAAGCAGCUGCAGAAUCUGCGAAAAAAGCAAUUGCUGCUGCACAAGCUGCUGCACAUUUGGCGAAUAUGAACUCUCACCAAGUGACUGAACAAAUCAAUAUGGAGAAUUGGUCUAGCAACAGAGAUGUGCUCGAAUCCCAGACUGGCGAUCAUUCUGUGCCAAGGGAUCCACCAGUAGUCUCUCAGAACAGAAGUCAUCAAUCUUCGCUCCCUGGGAGACUAAACGAGUCAAGCUAUUUAAGCGAUGAGGAGGAGGAGGAGGGGGGCUCCGCCAAUUUGGUGGAUGGUAGGAAAUUUCAUAGGAGACAUAGCCACAAUGUUCCCCCGGAGCAUUCAGAUAUAAAGUUCGAUGACUCGGAUGGUUUAGACUCAGAUUGCAAUGAAGAGAUUGACAUGGAAAUGCCUUCGGGUGGCAUUAAUCCACCACCACCCAAUCGGUCUCCUCCACCAAUACCUACAGCUCAUGCUUAUCAGCCUGAUGACAGGACAACUAAGUUUGCCUCAUGCAAACAGGACUCGGUGCCUCACCUCCAUCCUAAACUGCCAGAUUAUGAUGCACUUGCGGCUCGAUUUGAAGCUCUUAAAAACCGUAAAUCAUGAACAGAAAGAUAGAUAUGCAUUUGUUGGUUAUUAUUUUUUUGUCAUUAUAUUUGCUCAUAUAUGUUGUGCCUCUGUUUUUCCUUUGAACAAUAUAUUAUAUAGUAAGUCUGUACACGGUAGCAUUUCCAGAGUAA
Nelumbo nucifera (sacred lotus) is the source of this 1751-nucleotide messenger RNA. RefSeq names its product Regulator of Vps4 activity in the MVB pathway protein. Gene Ontology annotation, biological process: protein transport. Lineage: Eukaryota; Viridiplantae; Streptophyta; Magnoliopsida; Proteales; Nelumbonaceae. The record is from RefSeq and is a predicted model, not a curated record.